AAAAGGUCUAUAAACCACCUUUACCUCCCAUUUACAGAGUCGAGCGAGAAAGAAAGAGAGACACGCUUCUGGUCAGUUUCGUUAAACCCGCCGGAGAUAUUAGCGACUACGGUGGUCUUACUCUUCUGACGUCGUAGAAUUCAUCGGAAUUUCUGCGUUUGCCAGUCAGAUUCACCGGAACUUCUGGAUCCUCCUGACAAAAGUUCCCAACAUUGAAAAUCCUCACUUUUUGGAUAAAUUCUUCAGCUGGGACGAUCAGAGAGAUAGCUUCAAAAAUGUCGUCAUCGUUAGAACAAGAAAUCUUCUUACAGUGGGGAAACAAGAAGAGAUUGAGAUGUCUUAGAGCCAAAGACAAAAAGAUCUCUCGCAGUAAAAACUCUUCCCGCUUUCUAGGUCAAGAUACCUUCCUCCUUCAAUCCACUAGAUUCUCCAGAGGAUCAGAAGGAGCAAUCCUCAGAUCUGGACUACCAGAUCGCCGGCUGGAGAAAGAAGAGAGGUAUUAUACGACGAGAGGUGUAGUUGAUAACAUUGGGAAAGUUUGUUUAGAUGAAAACAAUAAUAAUGGAGAAGAUGGCAACAACAAGGAAGAGAGUAUGUGGCCUAAGCUGUUUAUAACAUUAUCAAACAAAGAGAAAGAAGAAGAUUUCAUGGCUAUGAAAGGUUGCAAACCUUCUCAUAGGCCUAAGAAGAGAGCCAAACUCAUCCAAAGAAGCUUACUUUUGGUGAGUCCUGGAACAUGGUUGGCUGACUUGUGCCCAGAUAGAUAUGAUGUUAGGGUGAAGAAGAGCUCUAAGAAGAGGCGAGCAAGAGGGCUAAAAGCUAUGGGAAAUAUGGAGACUGAUUCAGAUUGACAUGUUUUAACAUUAGUUUAUUAAUUAGAAAUGUUUGCGUAUUGAUCUAAGCUAACUUCCGUGGGUUUACUUAAGCAAUCUUAAAAAAGUAUUUUAGAUGAAAUUAUUCGGUUGAGCAUUUUGAAUUAUAAUUCACAAGGAAAUAUCAUUUCUUUUGUGACAAUGUAUGUUCUUGUUGUAACUUGUAACUCUAUCAAAAUCUAUUGUUUCAGAUAAUGUACUGUUGUCCUAUUUGGCAUAACUUAAUCAUGGGCUCAAGUGUAACCAA
Messenger RNA from Arabidopsis lyrata subsp. lyrata, 1119 nucleotides. RefSeq lists its product as uncharacterized. The record is from RefSeq and is a predicted model, not a curated record. The transcript is spliced from 5 exons. Lineage: Eukaryota; Viridiplantae; Streptophyta; Magnoliopsida; Brassicales; Brassicaceae. Bases 276 to 851 code for a protein of 191 amino acids.